Microsporum canis CBS 113480 is the source of this 1617-nucleotide messenger RNA. Its product is annotated as WD domain-containing protein. Gene Ontology annotation, biological process: regulation of DNA damage checkpoint. The record is from RefSeq and is a predicted model, not a curated record. Bases 1 to 1617 code for a protein of 538 amino acids. Gene Ontology annotation, cellular component: nucleus. Lineage: Eukaryota; Fungi; Ascomycota; Eurotiomycetes; Onygenales; Arthrodermataceae. The transcript has 4 exons. Gene Ontology annotation, molecular function: DNA binding; protein binding.
AUGUCCGACUUUGAGAAGCAGCGCGCGGCCAACAUUGCGGAGCGUGAUGCGCUUCUAAAGAAGAUCAGUCUAGAGGCUCAAUCCGCGGGCCUCCUAUCCAAGGCACCAGCGCCGAAAAGGACACAGUCAGAUAAGAAAAAGGCGCCGCUGAAAAAAGUGAAACGCGAGAAAGAAGCAGCUCCUGUUCCGCGCCGGACCUCAGCUCGCCUUGCCGGCCUAACCCCGGAUAGCGAGAUUGCGAAGCGCAAGGCAGAAGAAGCUUCUGAAGCAGAGAAGUUACAAAUGGAAGCAAAAAGGAGACGGGUGGCUGGGGACUUACGGAUGGAUGAAAUUGGGGUCAAAGGGAAAUGGGAAUCUUCUACUCUAGGUUCCCUUGUUACAAGCGGGCCGGCGAAGUACGAGAGAACCUUUGGCGAAGAAGAUAUCAAGAAGACGGCCGACAAGGACUUGAAAGCCCUAAGGGAGAAGAUGAGCGGAUUGAAUCUUUGGGAUGCCUGGGAACCCAACAGAAUUAAAAUAACCCCUGAACGAGUGUAUUCCAUGACAUUCCACCCCACUGAAUCCAAACCAUUGAUGUUCGCUGGGGACAAGAUUGGCAGCUUGGGCAUUCUCGAUGCAUCCCAAACAGCUCCUGGGGAUGACGAUGAUGAGGACCCAGUAAUUACAACAAUUAAAUUGCAUAGCCGGCCAAUAGCCGCUAUGUAUACACAUUCUUCUAGUCCUUCAAAACUUUACACCGCCAGCCAUGAUAGCUCGAUCCGGCAACUGGACCUGGAAAAAUCAUUGGCUACCGAGGCUUAUGUGUCUGAUGGCUCUGGUCUUUCUGGUGUCGACAUGGCCCCUAAUGAUCCUCAUACUCUUUAUUUCUCAACAUUGAAUGGUGUUUUUGGCCGCUACGAUACCCGUAAAAACGGAAAAAAGGGUAACAGUAAAGAUGAAGAAAGCUACAAUGCUGAUGAAUGGCAGCUGGCUGACAAUAAAAUCGGCGGUUUCUCCAUCUGCCCAACCAAACCUCAAUAUAUUGCGACGGCGUCCUUGGACCGAACUAUGAAAGUCUGGGAUCUUAGGUAUCUAUCUAAGAAAACACCCACCGCUGUGGCAGAACACACGAGUCCGUUAUCAGUUUCUCAUGCCGCGUUUAACAGUGUUGGUCAAAUAGCUACCUCAUCAUACGAUAACACCCUCAAGACAUAUAAUUUUGGGACUUUUGACUCAAAACCUCGAAAAAACAACGAGACUCUAACAAUCGAACCAGACGUGGUGAUUAACCAUAAUUGUCAAACAGGAAGAUGGGUUACAAUCCUCCGACCACAAUGGCAAGCUGCUCCUCAAUCAUCCGUCCAACGCUUCUGUAUAGCUAGUAUGAGUCGUUUCGUGGAUAUAUAUACCUCCAAGGGUGAACAGCUAGCCCAGCUAGGGGGCGCAGACGGCCUGAUAACUGCAGUUCCAGCAGUUGCAGUCUUCCAUCCUACUCAAGACUGGGUUGUAGGAGGCACAGGAAGCGGCAAGUAUAUACACCCUUCACUAAUAUAUAAUCACCCUAUAUUUGUGUCCCAUUUGGCCAUCUCUAUGCCAUGGCACACUGUUAAAGGCCAGAAUGUGAAAGGAAAGUAUUGA